AUUAUUGGCAAUAUAAUGCCUUUUAUCUAUUCUUUAGGCUUCAAUGUGGAGAAGGUCCAGUAUAAAAAUGUGGUAUUUACAGUCUGGGAUGUUGGUGGACAAGAAAAAUUAAGGCCUUUAUGGAGGCAUUACUUUAGCAACACUGAUGCACUGAUCUAUGUUGUGGAUUCGUUGGAUAGGGAAAGGAUCGGAAAAGCUAGAGAAGAAUUUCAGACUAUUAUCCGCGAUCCAUUCAUGUUGAACAGUGUCAUAUUAGUAUUUGCCAAUAAGCAGGACUUGAAAGGUGCAAUGACGCCAAUGGAGGUAUCCGAAGGGUUGGGUCUUUACGAUCUGCGGAACCGAACAUGGCACAUCCAGGGAACCUGUGCCCUCGCCGGGGAUGGUCUCUACGAAGGACUCGACUGGUUAGUCACAGCUUUGAAGGAGUUACAAGUCCCAGGGCGACAUUUAACUUGAUCCAUCUCGACUCCUCAGCUACCUUAAGAAUCUUAAGAUCGACUCAUUCGAAGAUGACUGUAUAUUUUCUUCUCUCUUUUCCCUCAUAAAUGUCUUUUUGGAUUGUAGGAAAUGUAGACUGAUUCACAAGUCAUGGAUUCAUGUGAUGCUAUAAGUUGUGAUUUUAUUUUCCUUUUUUUUUUUACAUGUUAAAAGAAUUAAUCAUAAUCCAUUUUAUUUCUUGAUGA
Molecule: messenger RNA, 683 nt
Organism: Zingiber officinale
Lineage: Eukaryota; Viridiplantae; Streptophyta; Magnoliopsida; Zingiberales; Zingiberaceae
Product: ADP-ribosylation factor-like
Exons: 4
Coding region: 16-456 (146 amino acids)
Biological process (GO): intracellular protein transport; vesicle-mediated transport
Cellular component (GO): cytoplasm
Molecular function (GO): GTPase activity; GTP binding
Source: RefSeq, a predicted model, not a curated record